CAUACCAAGAAAAAGAAGAAAUUGUUAGGCAAACACCAUGAUUAGGCAACCACUGCCACCACCAUAUUCAGCACUUCAACCCGAAUGGGCGGUACCGGAAGAUGUCCGCAUCAAAUUCUUCAAAUGCAUUAGAUGGCAGCUUGAAGAAACCUUGGAUCCCAUUGACUGCCCUUAUCACUACUUCUGCGACAGCAAUUACCCUGGCAACUAUCCACCUGCUGUGGACAUACUAGUAUUUCUCUUCACACUAGCCUCAUACUUGACAACCCUGGUCAUUAUGGUAAUGGACAUAUCAAGAAGAGGGCAACCUUCCCUUGGUCAGUCAAAGAGAUACCUACUGCCAUCUGGUCCAGUUUCUCUCCCAGUAAUCCUCUUGACACUGGCGAAAGGCCACCGAAUUGACUCCGUGUUUCCUCUCUCGAGCAUUGGCCCUGCAAUCCUCCAAUUAGUUCACAUUUCUGCUCUGACCUUCGACCAUGGGGCUAACAAAGACCUCAAAUAUGCUUUCUUUGAGGCAUCAACAAUUUCUGGAAUUGUACAUGCAAGCCUAUACCUGGACUCUAUUCUCCUACCUUACUAUACAGGUUAUGAUGCCCUAGUGACAUCAACCUUUUCAGGUGAGUGUGCAUCUUGUGUGUGUAGGAAUGAGGUUUUGAUUGUUGGUGGGUUGUUAGUGUCCUACAGGGGGUGGUCACUGACCACAUUUACAGUUGUGGGUGUUCUAUGUUUAAGGAUUGUCUGCAGACUUUCCGGCGAGAAAACAGCCAAUAUUACACUUAUUAGGCCGUGGCUGGAAAGUGUAGCUUGGAUCUUGAUAUUGAUGGACUCGGUUUAUCUAGCGACAAACUCCCCCCCAGAAAGGCCAACCUUGAGAGUUGCUGCUUUUGGAGGUAUAUUCGUUUUGAUCUGCCUUCAUGUACUCAAAAGGGCAUGCACCCUCAUGAUAGAAUGGAAUACCAAGUGGAAGGAGUAAAGUCUCAUUGCACCUCAAAGAAUGGGCAAUUAUCAGGACAUAAAAUUUAAUGAAUUACAUAAUAUAACGAUUGAGACAAAACAACGAGUUCCAUGUGUAAAAUAAUUUUUUUUUAAUGAUUACCAAAUACAUAAAUGGCCAAAACUGAUGAUCUAAAGGUAUCAAUUAUCAUUAAAUAUAAAAGCCGAGUCAGUGAGCAUAUUGAGAGUGACAAGUAUAACUUUCAACCUCAUGUCACGUAUCACCCCUCCACCUGAAAAUGCUUCUAUUCCACUCUGAAGGAGCAUGAUAGAAGUAUUCCAAAGCAAGUCACAAGAAAAAUCUCCUUCGGCUUGUGUCCAUUUCCGGCUAACAUUCAAAUUGGAAAAGGAAACAAAUAGAAGUAUCAGAGGCAUGAGCAAUUUUCUUUCUUCUUUUUUUUUUUUUUUUUUUUUUUUUUUUUUUUU
Molecule: messenger RNA, 1419 nt
Organism: Carya illinoinensis
Lineage: Eukaryota; Viridiplantae; Streptophyta; Magnoliopsida; Fagales; Juglandaceae
Exons: 1
Coding region: 38-973 (311 amino acids)
Source: RefSeq, a predicted model, not a curated record